AUGAACACUUCGAGUACAGGUACUAUGCAGCUUGCGAUGAUUCCGCGUCUCGGAGAUAAGUCUGACGACAAAGGGCCGAGAGAGCCCAAACUCUCAAUUGAGCAUGACCGCAGUGCCAAUUAG
Molecule: messenger RNA, 123 nt
Organism: Phytophthora nicotianae INRA-310
Lineage: Eukaryota; Oomycota; Peronosporomycetes; Peronosporales; Peronosporaceae
Exons: 2
Coding region: 1-123 (40 amino acids)
Source: RefSeq, a predicted model, not a curated record